UUUUGAUUUAAAUCUGUUUAAUCUACUUCCUCUUUCUCUUUUUCAAGGAAGUUAAAAUUCUUUCGUAGAAGUCGCCCGGGAAUUUUCUAUUUAUUUUUUGUCUGCGGAUUAAAAAUGGAAGCUACUUGGCUUACAGGUGCAUUACCAAGAGGAGCGUAACAGAAUGACGCCAAGGACAAAAAAUUUAAAGUAAUCACAGACGUUCGUUUCCUGGCUAAAAGACUACAAAGAGUGCAAAUUGUGGCAAUAUAUGAACAGUGCAAACUAUAGCAUAUCCCUUUCACCAACACAAAGGAAUAAGCAGCGGCGAAUCGGAUAGAAAUAAGUAUCUCUGGCGAUACAUUUACCAAGUACAAAGAGGUAAGAAGCUUAAGUUAAGGUAACGGUUGCCAAGAUGUGAAGUUCGUUCAAGAUUUAUGUGACAGUUCCUGAAAUGUGGGAGUCGAAUGUGAAGAAUAUUUAGAAAUAUAAGAAAUUAACAAAUAGGUAUUCUUUAUCAGUGUUUGUUCCGGAGAUAAAAUUAAUGUAGCUUGUACGAAGCUGUGAUUAAAAAAAAAAUACCAUUAUUUGAAGUUUCCUCGCUGUUUAAUAAGGAAGUGUCCAUUUGAAUAUAUUAACAACUGGUCAUACAUUGUCUUGUCCUAUUGUCGCACGGGAUGCCCACAAUAUCAAGUAAACUGUGUUAUAUUCUACUGUCACCUAUAACCUCAAAGGUUUGUCAGAAGAGAAAUAACUGCAUAUUUACGACGAUUCGAUAACAUAAAUGAUAUUUUUGUAACACUCAUUUCUACAUAGAUAAAAGGAACGGUGAAAUGGACGUAUACCGCUUUAGUGAUGUGUUUCAUAAAGUUUUAUAUCUAGUGAAUAAUUCUAGAUUUGGAUUUUAUACAUUGAAAAAAUGGAUUAUAGUCUCGAAGUAACAAGCCGACGUAUUACUGACUAUCAUGGCACCAGUUAUACAAAAAUGCACAUAAAGGGGCCAGUCUACGUGUUUAUUGAACAAACCGCGUAUGUUUCUGUUCUAGAUGACAGUCACGGAACACAACUGUUUCCUCGGAUACAAUACAAUCACGUGACUUGAAAUGGCGCGGACGCCUUUUUUACUGCUUGUGGAAAAAAGUCAUAAAUUUUGUGUUUUUGUUGGAUGGAUAUAAAAAUUUUGUGGAUUAAAGUGACUGUAAAUGUUGUAGAUAGACAUUGUCGAUGCCACCGAAAAUUUCAAGUAAAAAAGAACAGAAACAAAAUAAACAACAGAAAAAUGCAAAGCGUAAGGCAAAUUCGCCAUUGUUAUCGGACAAUGAAACUUGUCAAACCGGUUCAGUAAAUGGAGCGACGAAGAAUGUAAACAAACGCACAAACAUUGAUCAACAAAACAGUACGUAUUAUGACUAUAUGCAAUUAUGUCUCAGGGAAUGACAUCACCGAUUAUGAAUUUCGGACAGCCUUUUGCUUAUAUUCCUCAAACUCCUCAAGGGCAGAUGUGCCAGCAGGUGCCAAGUGUCCCACCAAGCAUCCCACCCCCAUGGGCCAAUGAACUUAUCCAAGAUAUGAAGUCAUUGAAGCAGUCCCUACCCAAAAUAGAAAACAUUGAAAAAACAGUAAAUAGAAUAAGUGCAAAAGUGUCGGAAAUUGAAGUUAAACUGAAUACAAUAGAGACCCGGGUUGAUGCGGUAGAGCAGUCAUGUUCAUUUAUAAAUUCUGAAGCAGAGUUACAGAAAAAUGAGCUGAAAGAAGCUAAAAAAGAAAUUCACACUCUUCAUAAAGCUUGUAGAAAUUUAGAAACAAGUGUAAAGCAGCAUGAAGCCGAGCGAGAAAAAAUGGACGAUAAACUGAAUGAUCUUGAGGCCCGAUCAAUGCGGGAAAAUUUGAUGUUUUACGGACUAAAGGAGGAUAGCGAAGAAGACUGUUCUGAAAAAGUAAAAGUUUUCUGUCAGGAUAAUCUUGAAAUUGAUGCAUCAAAUAUGACAUUUGAUCGUGCCCACAGAAUUGGAAAUAAUACCGCAAAGAAACCACGGCCUAUUGUGGUAAAAUUCCAUUAUUAUUCGGAGCGGGAAAAGGUCCGUAAAGCUGGAUUCGAUAAGCGUGAGCAGCUGAAAGAGCGAAAAGUAGGAGUCGGUAUACAACAACCUAAACAGGUGCGAGAUGCAAGAAAGGAGCUUUACUCAGUAAAAAAAGCCGAAGCAGAAAAAGGAAAUGAUACAAAAUUUGUCGGGAAAAAACUGUACAUUAACGGUCAGUUAUAUGUUGGAAAGAAUGCCACUACGCAAAAUUAUUAGGGAAGUCGAGGGAAGCAAUUAAAAUUUCUCUCCUGGAAUGUAAAUGGACUGAGCAGAAAAUUAUGUGAUCCUGACUUUUGGAUAUAGUGUAUAAUCAUGACAUAUUUAUUGCAUCAGAAACAUGGUUAUCAAAGAAAACUAGUUUAAAUGUAGAAAUAAAAGGUUUUGAUAGUGAACAUUUAUAUGGAAAUAAGUCACAGAACGUUAGGAAAGGCCGUUACAGCGGUGGUAUUUCAGUAUACUUUAAGCAUUUUUUGAGAAACAAAAUUAAGAUUGUGGAAAAACUUGC
Messenger RNA from Mercenaria mercenaria, 2565 nucleotides. RefSeq lists its product as uncharacterized. The coding region runs from base 1401 to 2276 and encodes 291 amino acids. The transcript has 4 exons. Lineage: Eukaryota; Metazoa; Mollusca; Bivalvia; Venerida; Veneridae. The record is from RefSeq and is a predicted model, not a curated record.